AUGGCGCGGGGUGGCAGGUGUGGUUUCAAGGCUCGGGGUUUCGGCAAGGGCUGCGCCCGGGAUGAGGAGGUGGUCGCCACGCCACCGUGUAGGAGGACAGCGGGGCGGGGCGGGGGCGCCACGCUUUCCUCCGGGCCCCCCCUUAUUCCCUACGAGGAAGGCGAGCCCUGGCUCUUUGGAGACGACUGCACCGAAAUCCAGGACACGCGAUUCACAGACGCCCCAACACGCGCGGGGGCCCGCCCCGAGGAGCACCCCCGCCUCCGCCCCAACCGGACUGGGGAGAGGGUCCGAGGGAAGGGAGGAACCUUCCUGGCAGAGGAAGCACAGCGUGGGACGGCCCCAAAAAGAGAAGCAUCGUGGCUAAUUUGGAAAACAUCACAUAAUUUAUUCUUCCUGUUCAUCUUGGUCAUCUUUCUGGCAGAGCUCUCAGCGGCCAUCCUGGCCUUCAUCUUCAGGGAAAAUCUCACCCGCGAAUUCUUCACCAAGGAGCUCACCAAGCACUACCAGGGCAAUAACGACACAGACGUCUUCUCUGCCACCUGGAACUCGGUCAUGAUCACAUUUGGUUGCUGUGGGGUCAAUGGGCCUGAAGACUUCAAGUUUGCAUCAGUUUUUCGGUUCCUGACUUUGGACAGUGAUGAGGUGCCAGAGGCCUGCUGCCGAAGAGAACCCCAGACUCGGGAUGGGGUCUUGCUGAGCAGGGAGGAGUGUCUCUUGGGACGGAGCCUGUUCCUAAACAAGCAGGGCUGUUACACAGUGAUCCUCAACACCUUCGAAACCUACGUCUACCUGGCUGGAGCCCUCGCCAUAGGGGUGCUGGCCAUCGAGCUUUUCGCCAUGAUCUUCGCCAUGUGCCUCUUCCGGGGCAUCCAGUAGAGGGUGGGGCCUGCAGCCUGAAGACACCCUGCCCACCACUGCCCAGCACACAAUGCCCUCCCCUGCCCUCCCCCAUCCUCUUGGCCCCCGGGGAGGAGGCAGGCCAUCAUGGAUGGCCAAGAGAAGGGCCAGGGGAAUAGAGCUAUUUUUUUAACAAAACAAAAUGAAGACAAUAUGGACUGAUGUACCCUCACCUGGACUCCAGGCAAGUGCCAUGGGCUCUCCACAGGAACCCUAACACCUAGUCCAGGAUGCGGUCGCUCUAGAGACCGAAGGAACACCAGUACCAGGUCCCUUUCUUGGCCCAGCCAGACUCUGCCAUCCCAGACCUGGGCCUUCUCUCUUCACAGCGUCAGGACCUGGUGCCACGAAAGUGAGGAUUUAUAAAAUAGGAGGCAAAAGCAAAUCUCGGAGGAGUCGCCAAAGUCCAGGGGGCCCCAAAGAGACUCAGUCCCCAUGUCCUUGAGUAUUUAGACGCUACAGCGCAAUCCCUUGUGCACCGGAGGAUGGAGUUGUCCCUGCUUCAGGCUGGGGCCAAUAAUGGGCUGUGGUCGCUGGAUCCAAGAAUGGCGCAGCUGGCAGGGUCCUUGCUUUCCCAUCUGUUGGGACCAAAUAAUCUCAAAGGCCCGGAGAGGGGCAGUGACCUGUUCACAGUCACACAGCACAGGCAUGACAGUUGUGAACAGGAACCUGGGUCAUCUCUAGGCUGCUGUCACUCCAUCCAGGACUGUCAGAUCUGCUGCUCACGUGCCCCUCUGGCCUCAGCUAAGAAAAUUCUGUACUAUGCCCUCCCUGCCCUCCCACCUUCCCACAUUUCUCUCUAAGCCCCCACAAACACACACGUACACACAUCGCAUUCCCUUGACUACACUACCCACCUCCCCCCACAAGCCACCCCUUUCUGGUCUUUCUCCAACUCCCUGGCUCCCAGGGUAGAAGAAACAUCCAAGAUCAUCUGGUCUCCCUCUCGCCACCCAGAACUGAGGCUUGGAUGUCUUCUGCAUGAUCCCUGCCAAGACUUCUCCACCUCUUCUUGCAUACCUCUGCGGACAGGAAGCUUACUACCUCCCAAGGCAGCCUCUGCCUUCGGACUGCUCUGGCUUUAGAAAAUCAGCUCAAUACACAGAAGAGGUCUCUGUU
Messenger RNA from Galeopterus variegatus (Sunda flying lemur), 2019 nucleotides. RefSeq names its product tetraspanin 18 (gene TSPAN18). The record is from RefSeq and is a predicted model, not a curated record. The transcript has 9 exons. Bases 1 to 879 code for a protein of 292 amino acids. Lineage: Eukaryota; Metazoa; Chordata; Mammalia; Dermoptera; Cynocephalidae. Gene Ontology annotation, cellular component: membrane.